GCCAUGUCCAAGGUCUCGAGCGCCAAGUACGCGACCUUUGCGCCCAAGCCGACGGCGCGCUCCGAGCGCCACCCAAUUGAGGACGCAGGCCUCUUCAAGUGGCUCUUCUUCUACUGGGCCAACCCGCUACUGCGCACGGGCAACGACCGGCAGCUCGACCCGGACGACCUCUGGCCGCUCCAGGACGCAAGCAAGUGCGAUGCAGUCGUCGCGUCGUUCGACCCGGCUUUCAAGCAAACGCGGUCGCUCCUCAAGACGUUCUUUCGCAUUUUUGGCUGGCGUUUCUUCUGGAUCGGCUGCAUGCAGCUGCUUGCUGUGCCGUGCACCUUGUAUGGCCCGUACGUGCUCCAGCAGCUCCUCGAGGGCAUGAGCGUGGGCACCGACUCGAUGACGCUCAUCACGUACGUGGCCUCGCUCUUUGGUGUCCAAGUAUUUGCGGCGCUCCUCGCAGUGCACAUGGACUACCUCGACAAGGUGAUUGUCGUGCGCUUGACGUCGGGUAUCCAGCACCUCCUCUUCCAAAAGGCGUUGCGCCUCGACGCCGCGUCGCGCAAGGCCAAGUCGGCGGGCGAGAUCUCCAACCACUUUACGUCUGACAUCAACUGGAUCAUUGGCAUGAGCUACUACACCAACUACCUCUGGAUCUUGCCCGUCCAGAUUGCGAUCACGCUCUUCAUGCUCUACUCGAUCAUCUCGUGGGCGACCUUUGUCGGCCUUGGCGUCAUCCUCCUCGUGAUGCCCAUCACGAACGUGCUCGUGAACCGCGGCCACGAAGCCUUCGAGACGCUCAUGGAGCAAAAGGACGCGCGCAUGAAGAUGACCCCAAAACUAAGCAUCUCGCCCAUGACACCUCGACAGCUCGACUCGUGA
Molecule: messenger RNA, 870 nt
Organism: Saprolegnia diclina VS20
Lineage: Eukaryota; Oomycota; Saprolegniomycetes; Saprolegniales; Saprolegniaceae
Exons: 2
Coding region: 4-870 (288 amino acids)
Biological process (GO): transmembrane transport
Cellular component (GO): membrane
Molecular function (GO): ATP binding; ABC-type transporter activity
Source: RefSeq, a predicted model, not a curated record